AGCGUCUGGUGGCGACGAGUUACAUUUUAAUCGACAUAACCUGGACUGAACAAUCGUAUCGCAACAUGUCUACUGCCGCAAAGAAAACCGUUCAGAAGCGGGCGCCUGCAGCGCAUCCAUCCUACAAGGAAAUGGCAAUGGCCGCCGUGAAAGCUACUCACACUAAAAAUGGAUCCUCGCGAGCCGCCAUAAAGAAAUACGUCGAAGCAAAUUACAGUGUGAAAUCAAAUCAAGCGAAAAUCCACCUUAAGAGGGCCCUCAAAAGUCUGGUCGACGAAGACGCGCUUAAAACGGAUUUGCCAAAAGCACCCAGAAGCUACAGACUUACCAUAAAGGAACCGCCAAAGAAAAAUAAGACUGCGUCGGCACAGAAGAAAAAGCCAGCAGCCAAGAAACCGAAGACUACACCCGUGAAGAAGGCAGCCGCAAAGAAGCCCAAGGCCAAGAAAACCGCUACUGGAACUAAAAAGGCCACCGUAAAGAAGGUUGCGAAGAAGCCCGCCGCAAAGAAGGCGACAAAAAAGACUCCCAAGAAGUCGGCCCCCAAAUAGAAGA
Molecule: messenger RNA, 555 nt
Organism: Styela clava
Lineage: Eukaryota; Metazoa; Chordata; Ascidiacea; Stolidobranchia; Styelidae
Source: RefSeq, a predicted model, not a curated record